Messenger RNA from Oikopleura dioica, 969 nucleotides. The record is from the annotation of a GenBank genome assembly. NCBI's taxonomy places the organism in Eukaryota, Metazoa, Chordata, Appendicularia, Copelata, Oikopleuridae.
AUGUCGUCGAGCCAGAUUAAUGGCAAUACUCGACAGAAGAUCCUUCGCCAGUUGAGGAACAUCAUCCCCCGCCCCAUCACUAUUUCCCCCGACGAUCCCAACGCCCCACCCGAGCGCCGAUUCCCCGUCCGGGUCUCCCCCCUGAACGUGCCCUUCGAGUACCCCGCUGAACCGAUUUUCAAAGUACCCAAGGUUCCCAAAUCCAUGUUUUUCUACGACACUCCUAAGCCGAAGCCGGAACCAGAACCAAUCGUUGGAAUCUCUCAGCGUACCGUCUGGUGCCCGCUGAAGAGCAAGAAUCAGCUGAAAGUAACUCCCAUCUACGCUUGGGGAUGGGACAGAACCUAUGCCAGAAGUCGAGACCUCGAGAAAGCGGGAAUUAAGUUUGUCCCACCAUCAGAGCGAAGAAACAGAGUGGUUAUUCCUUACUACCCACCGAACAGCGAUUCUGCAACUCCUCUGGCUCCUAAAUCCAAGAAUAUUAAGAUCCAAAUCCAGCGGGACGAGCCAGAAGCUCAACUCCCUGACCAAGUCCCCACUCUCCAGCUUCCAACACGGCAGCUUCCCUUGCCCGAGCAGGACCUCUUCGGGGUCAACUCCGAGGAAGUUCCUCAGCCUUUGUUUCCACCAAAAGAAGACGAUGAAGAGGACGAAGACCCCUUUAACACUUCCUUUGUUGGAGAAGGUGACGAUGAUGAUGAAGACGACGAGAACGGUGAAUAUCGCGGCCGAAUCAAUGAAGAAGUCGAAGAAAAAGCUGAUGACUUCAAGGAAAACUGGGACCCCAAUGCUCCCGGCCCAUCUUCUCCUGGAACCGAUCCAGGAACUCCACGACCAGGAGCGUCUACUAGGCGCCCGGCCUCUCGACAGAUCUCCAAGGACGAAUCUUCCCCGAUGAUGGAUCUCUACGGACCAGAAAUCGUCACUUCUAUCUACAACGUCCGACGAGACGCCCUCAAGCGCCUCUAA